This is a messenger RNA of Melitaea cinxia (Glanville fritillary), 3861 nucleotides long. RefSeq lists its product as uncharacterized. Lineage: Eukaryota; Metazoa; Arthropoda; Insecta; Lepidoptera; Nymphalidae. The record is from RefSeq and is a predicted model, not a curated record. Bases 119 to 1324 code for a protein of 401 amino acids. The transcript is spliced from 10 exons.
AUUUUGCCGUGCACAAAUGUCGGAUCUUUUUCAUUGCAAACGCGCGCGUGCACCGAGGUAGAUCAUAACAAAGGUGGUCAGGUCGUCUAGUCGUUUACCGCUGUGUUGAGGGUCAGUUAUGGCUUCCAAGGUUCUCGUACCGACAGCCCCCUUUGCUAAAUUGCAGGUGAAGAAAUCACCUCCGGAAAAUUCCUCAAGCGGUUUUAUCAUCAGCGGUGGUGAUGCUGCAGCUAGGGUGGCGCACUUGGAACACAGUGUUCGUUUCCUUCAAGAACAACACCGAUUGAUGCUGAGCGGUCUCCACGCUGAGAUAGAAGCUUUACGAGAGAGAAAUAGAGACUUGCAAUUCCAACUGAUAUUCAACAAGGAGUCUUCGCCGAAGCCAAGUCAGCCAGUGCACGAUGAAACAGCUGAAAGUAAUGAGGUAAGCGUCAGUCUAUUAUUACGUAAAGAAGUGAGUCGCGCAGAACGCGAGGCGAGCGCGGCGCGAGGCGAGGCGCGGGCGGCCGAGGCGCGGGCGUUACAGUUGCAAAGACUGGUCGACGCGCAGGCGCAAAAGCUUCGUGAAUUGGAGAGUCAGCGCGAGGGUUCUGAGGCCGGGGGGGUGGAAGGCUCGAGGGGUGCGGGGGUCGAGGCCGAGGCGGAGGAGAGUCGCGCGGAGCUUCGUAUGCGGCUAGCGGAGGCCGAGAGACUUGUGAGGCGGCUGCGGGCCGACGCGGAGCGCCAGCGCAGAGAGGUACUCGGGGGCGCGGGCGUCACCAACCUACUGUUCGACGGCGCGGCCGCUCGACACGCGCACUUGCAGUGUAUGAAGAAUUCCCUCCACGCCAGUUUGCGAGCGAGUGGAUUGGAUGGUUAUGGGUAUCAGAACAGCUACCACUUCCCAGGGGUGCACACGCCAGACUUCUGGCGGGAACCGCUUAGAGAGGAGUACAGUAUGGGUUCGCGUAGCAGGAAUAACAGAAGGCCGCUGACGCUGCCCGAACUGACGGCUGUCGGUCAACCGUUGCGCUCUACCGUGUAUGCUAAUAAUCAUACGCGGGCACGAGGCUACGGUUACGACAAAAACAAAAAGACUCAAUCUACAAACGGUGAAACGACUAAUGGGAAAAGUCCAGAAGAGCCACCAGAAAAUACGCGAUUAAAACCAAUAGACGCGGAUAGUUUAGCGAAUACGAGCAAAGUAAAUGGAUCUAGGUUCUCGACAUAUCCCGAGUUGAAAAUAGUGGUUACUAAAAUAAUACCACACGGAAACGUGGGUUCUCCAAGCGACGCUCAGAGACGCGCCCGACGUCCGCAUCGCAAACACUCGGACCACACAUAACCGCGCUCCGCUACACACUCUCACAAAUACAGUCGACACUAGACACUGAUCGAUAUCGACUUAUCGAGCGUUACUUGUUUAUUUUAAUGUUAAAUAUGUAUUAUUAUUAAAUAUACGAUGUUUUAUUUGAAGUAUUGUCGAAUUCGAACGAAUUUUCGAAAUUCGAAUGUACGAUCGAAUUUCAAACACUGCUCGAUUUUGAUGAUCAAUUAAAUUAAAACGAAUGUCUUGUUUUAUCGAUUGCAAGCUAAUGAUCAAGCUCAAACUGUAAAACAAAAAGUUGUAUUAUAUUAGUUGAAGUAAACAGGCACCAAGUAUGUGUUUCCUAAUUAUCAACAACCGAUGGCAUAGGCACUAAAAUUGCUUGAAAUUAGUAGUGUUUGAAUGUUCGUCCAUAAUAAAUCCAAAUCUUGAAUCGUUCCUUGUUUGAAGCUAUUACUAGAUUCUACUAACAGUAAUUUUUAUUAUUGUUUAAUAAAAAUGUAGCUCGCUUCUUAAUCGAAGAGUAUUUAUCGCGACAGUUACAAUUAGAAAAUAUUGUAAUUAGCCAUUGUGCUGUGCUUAUUUAUAAGUAUCUGUUGUAGUAAUUGUUUUAACCAGAUAAAUGAGUAACAAAUGACAUACAAAUGUGGUUUAAAUCCUGACUUAAAAAAUGUUUAAGACCUCAAAAAACGAAUCAAACUGUGGCUCUAUAAGGGAGUAAGUUACGUGUUAAAAAAAACACAACUAUAAAAAAUAAUGUCAUAACAUUUGCCAAGUUAAAAUAAUUAUACUUAGCACAUAGCUAACGUAAAACAAAAGAGGCUUAUGUCAAAAAUGUAUCAUUAAACGUUUUUAAAUAAGUCUCUCUUACAUAAAAUUUACUCUGAAAUUUUCAUAUAUGGUGACGCAUUAUACGGAAAGUCAGUAAAAGUUUAAUUUUAUAACUAAGACUGUGCUAGAUUUAGAUAUAACUAGAACAUACAUGUAACUGAUUCAAUUAACAAUUUGUAGAUCAUCGAAAUAAUUUAAAAUAAUUACUUCAUACGAUACAAACAUUUGAUGAGUGAAGGCAGUGGCAUUUAAUAAUACUAUUUGAAGUAGAGUUACCAAUACAACUAUGUGCAUACUAUGUGAUUUUACCGGUUAAUGAUAAAUCAGAUAAAUGUCCGUUAUAUUUAUGCAGCUGAUAAAUUUAUGUUCUGUGUUAAAUGAAACUUUAUUUUAUCAAAUAUUUUUAUUCUUAAUCUGAGAAAUCAAAAGUUGAUGAAUAAAGGUGAAACAUGCUUUAUGAGUGUUUUAUCUCUUCCUGGUAAAGCCUCUUUGAUAACCAUAACAGACUGUGAGAUAAAACUUUAACAACCAGUGAUUUGAACUCUUAGAUGAAAUAAAAUUACUAGUUCUUUAAAUUGAUAGCUAUCAAACGCCUUAUUUGAAAUGCGUUUAUGUAUGCAUUUGAAAAAAUUCAUAAAGGCUUAUGAGGACAUUUAAAAAUUCCUAAUUAUAAAUUAUUCACGUUUAAAUAGAAUUGUUCAUGAUUUAAAAUAUGAUCUCAAUUUAUUUUAGAAGGACCAAACGAACGAUCAACUUUAAUAUGCUUGAUUAGAAUUGUGGUGUAAAAAAACCGUAAAAAUACUAAAAAUGCAUAAGGCACGAACUUUGACAUUUAUAAUGCCAUAGCAGUUUUGUAGCUAGUAAAUUUUAGUACAUUACUUCACUAAUAAUAAAAUUGAACGUGAUAUGACUGUACCUAUGUCGUUAAAACAUAAGCGCACAUAAAUUACUAGAUAUUUAAAUUAAAUUAAUAUUUUGCUUUUUAAUUCGAUUUAAUCGACAGCACUUCAAAUAGUGCGAUAAAAAGCAGAUAGGCAUGGCAUGUAAUCGUAGUUUAAAAAUUUGUAUUAAUUAGUGUUCUUUUUUAAAUUUCAUAGAAACUAUUAAUACAUUUUUGAAUGUUUACUUUGUCGAUUUCGGUCUAGACGCGAUGUCAUUCAAUUAUACAUUAAGCCUUAAAAAGAUGUAUACAAACUGUACUACGCAGUUAAUAUUACACUAUACACUAAAAUUCAAAAUGUAUAAUUUUAUACAAAUAAAUAUCUCUGUAUAAUCCUACAUAACUACUGUGAUUAUGUUCUUGUUUUAAUUUCUAACUAUACACCAUAUACAAAAUUUAGUAUACUUGUAUAGGUACUUUAAGCAUAUUCCUACAAAUAAACAGUAUUCCAAUACAGAAAACGAAGAGAUUGUUUCUUUGUGAAUGUAUAAAUCUUUUUGAGGUAACUUCAUAUUCCCUAACAGUCUUAAAGUGCCUAGAUUGGGUUGAAAUCCCUAUAUAUUGUUAUAGUUUCUUAUCAUAGAUUCAAAAGGGACAUUAUGGCGGGAAAGUAUAAAUUAUUUGAAAAAAAAAGAAAAGUAAUUAGGUAGCAAAAGUGAUGUGCGCGGCAUUCUUCAAUUUGUUUAUUAGUAAAUGUUAUUCGCUUUAAACACUGAUGUAGAAUAUUAUAAGAUUUUUUUUUUGUAAUAUAAUAAAUAAAAUCUCAUUUUGGCGAUCAAAUCAA